Molecule: messenger RNA, 4843 nt
Organism: Lytechinus variegatus (green sea urchin)
Lineage: Eukaryota; Metazoa; Echinodermata; Echinoidea; Temnopleuroida; Toxopneustidae
Gene: rpap1
Product: RNA polymerase II-associated protein 1-like
Exons: 29
Coding region: 96-4595 (1499 amino acids)
Biological process (GO): transcription by RNA polymerase II
Cellular component (GO): nucleus
Source: RefSeq, a predicted model, not a curated record
GAAUAUUCAUAUGGCCGAUCUGAAACGAAAGAGGACCCACUCUGCCGCCGGUCAUUUUGAAAAAAAAACAAAUUGAACAAGAGAUAUCUUCAAAGAUGAGUCAUAGGCCAAGCGCAGGAGAAACUGAGGAGGAUCUUCUACGCCUUCAAGCCCAGUUUGUUCAAGAGAAAACCAAGCCAUCAGUGACUAUCAAGAAAGCAGAUAAGCGCAAGGCACCGGGUUCUGGAUCAAACACUGGUUCCUCUGCAUCUACUGUUGGAUCAACUGUCAAAAAAGAUGUUGUCACUUUACCAGGUUUACCAACAAACCUACUUGAAGCAGAGCAAGCACUAUCUUCACGUCCACAAAAGAGGUCAAAGUUCAAAACCAGACAGGACCCAUCUUCACAUGCUGCAACCCAAAGCCACCUGCCUGGACAGAGAGUGACCUUUGACCUUGAUAAUGAUGAUGAUCCAGAAGCUGCAAUGGACAGGCAUGAUACUCACAUAACAGCAGUGUUAUCCAAGAUACGGGAACAAGAUAUCAGAGAAAAACCAGUAUUUCUUCCUCAGCCAACAAACAAAGCCUUUCCAACAGCUCUUCAUAGAUCACAAGCACCAAUACAGACAAGUGGACUUAAGACGGGUAAGAAGCGAAGUCUCUUCGCACAACAAUUUGAUUCUACACCUCCUGUAGACUUUGGUGUUACAUUAGGACCGCCUCCUAAAGCUGAGACUCAUCAACUACAAAGAGAUGUACAUGAUGCAAUGGAAACAGAUGAGUUAUUACAAUCAUCACCAUUAAUAGGGAAACCAUUAUCUGGGACAGGACCACCAUCAUCAGGUUCAUAUAGUGGAAUAUUAGAAGGCAGUGGUCUGAUGGGUGAGAAUGUUCCGCAGGAUGUUGCCAUGCAAACCACUCAGGAUAUCCACAGUGAAAACCAAUCCAAGAUGGCUGCCAUGUCGGAGGAAGAAAUUCUACGGGAGCAAGCUAAACUAAAAGCAAUGUUAGAUCCAAGUCUAGUGGCCUUCUUACAAGCAAGAAAAGCUGGAACUGUUCAACAUAAAAAUGGUAGCCAUCAGGGUUUUCCACCAGUUAGCAAACCUGCCAUGCCUUUAUCAACACAGCACAGCACCGGAGCAGGUGAAGAGAUGGAUACAGAUAUGAAGAAAAGUGAUGCAGAAGAUUUGUCAGAAAAUAAAAAUGGCUUUGAGAAGGGAUCUGUUGAAAUCUCUUCAACUACAGAAGAUAGAAAUAUAAAAGUACCAAUAGAUGUGAAGAGUGAAUGGGUGAAUAUGAAGAAAAGAGAGGAUGAUAAAUUACAAUGGAUGGAUGAUUUACCCAAACCAUCUGCCAAAUCUAAGACUGGUUCACAAGCUAGAUUUGAUUUCAAUGGUCAUUUAGUGGCUAGAGAUGCUCCUGUAUCGGUCAGAGAAGGUCUAUUUCACCAUGGAGAAGAACAAGAGGUACCUGGUUAUACACUAGAGGAGUUAUUCACGCUGUGUAGAAGUGCAGUCACACAGCAGAGAGUACUAGCAUUACAAACACUUGCAAGACUCAUCUACAAUUAUAGAGCAGACUGUCUCAAUGGUCAGUUAAGAAGUCCUCUGAUCUCUAGACUCCUUAAAGCUGGUGUUCUCUUCCUAUUGAGAUGGUCCUUAGAUGAUUCUAAUGAAGGCGUUCACUCAGCAGGGAUUGAGGCCCUGGCUGCUCUUCUUAUACAACCUGGUGAUGAGGAGGCCCUUGAUAAAACCUUCUCAUGGCAUCUAGGAUACAGUGUACCUCCAAUGUUACCAAGGAAAGAUGCACCAGAUGAUGAUGAUGAUGAAGAAGAGGAUAUGGAUGAUGAUGAAGAGGAAGAAGAAGAGGAAGAGCAAAAACAGAACAAACCAGAUGAACACAUUGCAAGUCAAGAUGUUAUUAAGGGUCUAUUGAAGAUGUCUGUGUUACCUCGUCUUCGUUACAUCAUAGAGGUUGUCAAGCCUACUCCACCUGUCAUCUUAAACAUUCUAGCUUUCCUGAUCAGAGUUGCAAGGCACUCCACCGAAUCCGCUCUUGAAAUCAUCAAAUGCCCUCGUCUGAUGAACACAAUCUUCAGAGAAUUCUUGCCCACUAGUUCAUGGCAGAAACAAGAGGAUCCAGUAUCAGAUUUAUAUGGUCAUCCUACGAUGCUUGCCAUGAAACUCAUCAGAGUGUUGUGCCUCAGUAGUAGAAACAUUGCAGCAAUGCUGCUAUCCAAGUACCCACUGUUGACGAUUAUCACCCGGUAUUUCUCCAUGGAGCCUUCCGAUAUGAAUCUCAAUGUAGGAGAAGCAUAUCAUCUAAGUAUUGAGAGCUUAAGAGCAUGGUCAGCUUGCAUCAGAUAUGGAUUUGGAUGUGAUGCUUACAGAGAGUUGUAUCCUCUAUUGAUGCACCAGCUUCAACUCUUCCAAAGACUAUCAGUCCUCCCUCUGCCAUCCACUGUAGAGAAAACUACAUGUAUGGUACACAGGUUGCAGCUUAUUAGAGCAACUGCAUUGAUCUCAUUGCUGGAGGGAGUGGUGCAGGUUGCAGGAACAGCAACAGAGCUUCAGGGAAAAUUUGCAAUGAGAAAUGAUGGCACAAAUACAGAGGCGUCUAGAGAAGCAAUCAGCCCUCCACCCAUUGAUUGGAGUCAUGUGACUGGUUUGGCCACACCCCUCGAGACAUGUAUUCAUCGUUGGUUAGUUGAGAUGACUGGAUGUACUGAGGUGUUAUAUCCCGAAGCAUGCUCAUUGGCUGGUAGUGCCAUGGACUUCUUAGCAACAUUCUACUCAAACUACACUCAACAGGCCUCCUACAAUCCAGUGAGCUCAUUAAGUCAUAUUGAAUCAUUUGUUGAUAGUUUGCUGCUUCCAUACAUGGAGUCUACCUCUUUUUACUCAGCAGUUCACAAUCUACAAACACACUCUUCACUGAGGUAUGAACCUACAAACCUCAAGAGAUGCUCAACGCGUGCUUUACCCAGCUUCUCAUGCCAAAGAGAUGAUUCCAGUGAUGACACACCCCCAUGUGUGCGGAAGACAUCAACAUUAGGCUAUGGUACAGCCCUCUUUAGACUCACAUACCAGAUGAUCAAAAUACACAAAGGUGUUGCACCCAAGUUUGAACCUAUUGUACUGAGUUGCUAUGUCUUGCCCUACUUGGAGAACUUUUGUGGAGAUGGUGUUUGCGGUAGCAUUGGUCUUGCUGAACAUUUUGCUAUUCAUGAACAUACAGCUGUGUACUUCCUCAUCAAGAUAUUCCAGUGUGUGGUUCAGCAAGUUGAUUCCUGUAAGCAUCAUAGUCAGUUGUACCACAGUGCUGCUAUGAAGCUAUUAGCAAGACUACAUCCUGGUUAUGAACACUUUGCACAUGAUCUCUUAUCAAUUAUUCUCUUCAGUACAGAGUUCCUUGCAGAGGGAAAUGUAGGAGAUCCCAUGGCAUCUGAUCUUGCUGAAUUCCUGACAUUUUCAGACAAGGAACCGCCUCUCAAGGAGCGUGAUAAGAGCAAAGGAGAGCUUCUACAGGAGGCCUAUCAGAGGUUAAGCAGUAUCAGGAACCUCUAUAUGGUUUACUUUGGCAAAGAACAGCCAUCCUUGGCUAAAUCAAGAGCUAGGUGUUCAGGUAGACCUCAUGAAGUAACUAGUCUCAAUCUACCUCCCCUACUUGGACCUGUUCUACCAAUCGACUGGCCUUUCUUACCUCUGGUUCAGCUCUUCUCAGAAGCACAAAAAGCUGAGAUGAAAGGAAAGUCUGUGAAGUCACUACCUCCCUACAUCAUGGCUGCUAUCACUGAUACAUUAGGAUGGGUUUUCAUACUGGAGACAUGGCGACCUUUGACCUUGAGGUCAAUCCCACUGGCAGCCAAGAUUGCAAGACUUUACUGCAUUUUCCUCACUGCCAGUGACUUGUUCAUGGAGCCAUCAGUUCACCAUUACUUGAUGGCUCUUCUGAAGAUCUACACAAACCAAGAUUACAUAAAGGACAUGGAUUUUGAUCAAAAGAUUCCUGGUCUAGCAUCUUUCAAUGAUCUGUUCAAUGCAGUACUUGCCCAAUAUGAAGCUGUAUCCUUUGGUGAUGAUCUCUUUGCUCACUAUGUGCUGCUACCGCUACAGCAGAGGUUUAGUAUUCAUUUCCGCAAGACACUCUGGUUUGAUCACAUUGAUCUACUACGCACCUUACCAAUCCAACCAUCAAAGUGUCUCAUUCCAAUCUGCCACUUCCUUGAUCCACCUGAGCGAGACCCAGCUCUGAUCAAUAUGUACUUCCAGAGCUUGGUCCAGGGUAAGGUUCGGCAAUCCUGGUCUCCCAUGAUACACCUGGUUGCAGUCCACCAUGUUGCCAAUUUCAUGUUCAACAGUGGAAAGGGAGACAGUGAAACAAUAAGAGAAACAACAGCUAAACUGAAGUUGAUCAAGAGCACAGUUGGCCUUCGAAAUGAGGAUCUGAAGAAGUUAUUACUGCUCUACAGAAGUCCAGAUACUACCAACUCAAGUGGUUAUACGACAUAUGAUGCCUUGCCAGAGGAUAGGUCAGUAAUCCUACAAGCAGCAGAGAGAGCAAUACUAGAGCAAAGGAACAAGAAGAUGGACACAGAGAGAGAUGGGAUGUCAUGACGUAGUGGUAAGGAGUAGGGAUAUAAGCAGUUUAUUUAUUUUUUCCUCAUUUUUUUUAUGUUUUGAUAUUACAUGCAUCCUCUCGGCAAUUACAUGUAAUUUCUUGGAUAUAUUAUUACCUUCUGAACUUAGUUAUGAAACAUUUAUAAAUUACAGUAAAUAUUUGUCUUAAUAGUUUUUGUCUCACCUGCAUAGCAAAGAAAGACUAUAGGCGCCGCUUUUCCGACUGCGACAACAGUGUCAACAUC